AUGGCCUUUUCGUACGUAUCUCAGGAGGAGCUGGCUCUCCCAUUACUUACCGGGAGUCCAGUCGUGGGUGGCAAGGAGGAGUUAUUCGAGCUCGAGGCCGAAUCUAUCCACAAGCUGCCAGCUGGAGAUGUCGGCAUCUCCGUCGGCCAGAAGUCGCAGAAGAAAGCGCCCAGACCCAACAGGGCCCGCCGUGCAUUCCGCCACACGCAACUCGCCGUCAACCAGUUCCUCCGACGGCGUCACAGGGCGGAUCAUCCGCGCAACAAGCGCCUCCCAUUGUCCAUGGUCGAGGUCAUCCUCAGAAACCUCGACAUUAGAGGCGCAGCGACCGAAGAGGACAAGUACCGGCCCACCACUCGGGCCCCCGUGAGGCCCUGCCCGCACUCAGCCCAGGACAUCUACGACCGGCUCCAGCUGUCGCGGCGCAUCGCGCGCCGCGGCCUCACCUGGCGCCUGUACGGCUGCAGCAUCACGACCCGCCCGGCGUGGUGUGUCACCCACGAUGAGCUGCCGCAGCUGCUCUCGCCCGUCAUCGCUGAGAUGAAGGCGUGCCUGGGCUACGUCGGCGCGUUCCGCGCGCUGCUAGACAUCGACAACGAGGGCUGUGAUGCAUGGCUUGACCUGUCGCACCUGCGUAUGUGCGUGUUCCGGCUUAUGGGAUACUGGCCGCACGAUGUCAAGCAUAACCUCGAGGCCUGGGCCUUUGGACUGCCUGACGACCUGGCCCGCUUGCUGUACCCGCAGUGUGGCAGGUUUGACCACCGCGAGAUGGCGAUGAACUUGGAUUGGGUUGUGCUUGGGCCUGGUUCGGAGGCGGUCGCGAGCCUUGAGGGUUGUGUUCGCGUCUGUGAACGCUGGGACUCUCAAGUGUGA
Molecule: messenger RNA, 873 nt
Organism: Diaporthe amygdali
Lineage: Eukaryota; Fungi; Ascomycota; Sordariomycetes; Diaporthales; Diaporthaceae
Exons: 2
Coding region: 1-873 (290 amino acids)
Source: RefSeq, a predicted model, not a curated record